Rhodamnia argentea is the source of this 2755-nucleotide messenger RNA. RefSeq names its product two-component response regulator-like APRR1. Lineage: Eukaryota; Viridiplantae; Streptophyta; Magnoliopsida; Myrtales; Myrtaceae. The coding region runs from base 617 to 2344 and encodes 575 amino acids. The record is from RefSeq and is a predicted model, not a curated record. Gene Ontology annotation, molecular function: protein binding. The transcript is spliced from 6 exons. Gene Ontology annotation, biological process: cytokinin-activated signaling pathway; phosphorelay signal transduction system.
UAGUCAACAAAUGGACGCUUUUUUCGUGUGAGAGAGAUAUCCGCGGAGAUAGUCUCUCUCUCUCUCUCUCUCUCUUUCUCUCUUCGUUGGGUGUCUCCUCGCAGAAACCCAAACCUCUCUCCGCCGCCGCGCUAACUUGCGCCGGGACUCCCCGGCGAUCGUUGUUUCGCCUCGAUCUUCGAUCUCUGAAACUUCGGAUUGAGUCGCUGAGUUUUGCUCGAAGUUUGUCUCUAGCUUUGAUUUUGUUUCGGAACGUGCGCUCGUGAAUCGCUGUUGAGCUGUUCAGAGCUGCUUUUUGGAUGGUGUCAUGGAUUUUUUAUGUUGUCUUUUGUUUACUGAUGUAAAUGAGUUGACGGUAGAUGUUAGGUUUUAGCAUGUUCGCGAGUGAUUCUCUGUGAAUAGAUCCAUGGGAGAUGUUACGCGAACGAGGGAAUUUGAAACUGUAACCCUAAGUUUAGUUUUGGUUGGGACUGUGAAGAGGAGAGUUUCCAUGGAAGUUCUUUAGUAUCGCGCGAGGUUUUUUCGCUUCAUUUUUCCAACUGAAAAAAUAGUAAAACAGGAAAGCUUUUUUUGGAGGCUUUCAUUGGGUUAGAGAGAAAGCCUCUUAGUUGAAGCCAUGGAUUGUUUGGAAUUGAAUUUGAACAAAGAGAUUGGUGAUGGUUCCUGUGUUGGCGGCGGCGGUGGCGGUGGCGGCGGUGCUGGGGGAAGUGUUGGGAAUAUUGCUAAUAAGAGUGGUGGGGAAGGAUUCAUUGAUAGGAGCAAAGUGAGGAUCUUGUUGUGCGAUAACGACACGGAGAGUUCGGAAGAGGUUCUCACGCUUCUUUCGAAAUGCUCUUAUCAGGUGACUUCUGUAAGAUCCGCUAGACAGGUCAUUGAUGCUCUAAAUGCUGAAGGGCCUGAUAUAGACAUUAUUCUAGCUGAAGUUGACAUACCCAUGAACAAAGGCAUGAAGAUGUUGAAAUAUAUUACAAGAGAUAAAGAAUUGAGGCGGAUUCCUGUCAUCAUGAUGUCAGCACAGGAUGAGGUCUCAAUUGUUGUCAAAUGCUUGAGAUUGGGAGCAGCGGACUAUCUUGUGAAGCCCUUGCGGACCAAUGAGUUGUUAAACUUGUGGACACACAUGUGGAGAAGGCGACGCAUGCUCGGACUGGUAGAGAAGAACCUGUUGAGCUAUGACUUUGAUCUGAUUGGUUCCGACCCUAGUGAUGCUAACACGAAUAGUACUACUUUGCUUUCUGAUGAUACUGAUGAUAAGUCCCAGAAGAGUGCCAGUCCCGAGAUUGGGCUGUCUGCAACUCAUGAAGACCAGUCUGCUGCUGUUGCUGAGCCCCCACUUAAUGGUGCAGUGGAUUGUCGCCCUGAUGUGCCAGGAAUCAGUGAUCGUCGGACUGGACAAUGUUCUUCUGGUCCUAAGAAGAGUGAACUAAAAGUCGGAGAGUCCUCAGCCUUCUUUACAUAUGUCAAAUCGACAAUUGUCAAGAACACCCGUUCAACAGCUGGACAACUUGAUGGUUGUGCUUCUGUAAGUUGUCAGAUGGAAGUGACGGAUCAAGCAGAGGAUGAGCAGGCGGUUUAUGAUCCUCAAGUACAUGAAAAUGGAGAGGCCUGGGAGAAAUCUUCCCUGGGAGAUGACUUUCCAAGUGGGAGUAGUGUUCCAGAUUCUCUGUCUUUGGAGCGGUCCUGUACUCCGCCAGGGUCAGCUGACUUUCCUCAACAAAGGAACUUCAUGGAAAAACGGGUGCCUCAGAUGCCUAUGCAUGCAAUAAACAAGCCUUGCAUUGACCUUCCAGGAUUGCCUGCGAAGAGCACAUAUCCAUACUAUGUGCCCGGAGUAGUUAAUCCAGUUAUGGCGCAUUCAUCAGCACAGGUUUACCAGAAUAAUCUGCAUGACCUGCAAAACCAUGCCACUUCAGCCAUGUUACCCCAUUACAGUCAUCUUCCUCAGUGUCCCACCCAUGUGAAUGGGAUGGCGUCGUUUCCCUAUUACCCCGUUGGCUUAUGCUUACAACAAGGUCAGAUGACUUCAGCUCAUGCAUGGCCAUCAUUUGGAAGUUCAUCGAUAUCUGAAGCAAAAACUAAUAAAGUAGAUAGGCGAGAGGCAGCCCUAAUCAAGUUUAGGCAGAAAAGGAAAGAGCGUUGCUUUGACAAGAAGAUCAGGUAUGUUAACAGGAAACGGCUUGCUGAAAGGAGGCCCCGAGUGCGGGGCCAAUUUGUGAGGAAGGUAAAUGGUGUAAAUGUGGAUCUAAAUGGCCAGCCUGAGUCGGCUGAUUAUGAUGAGGACGAAGCAGAGUACGAGGAUGAGGAUCUCGCUUUGAGGGGUUCUACUCCCAACGGAGGCGUUUCUUAACAUAAAAGGUGAUUUUUAUCUGCAGAACCCAUAAGGAUACUGAAGCUGAGGUUCUUACUUCUCGAUUUGGCAAAGAUCAUACGUAGCAUCAGCUCAGUGAUUUUGGAUGCCAACAUCAGAUUUCAGCAUGCAGAAAGUGCUGCAGAUUGCAUAAAAGCUGCAUACCGCAGUUCCUCUUCCAACCUAGGCAGGCACCAUGCACCACGGCAGCUUCAUCGUUGACCUAAUUGUUCAUCAAACAAAUGGCGCCACAUCAUAUUGGUUCCCCAUUUUAUCUUUCCGUAGUUUGUUGGCACAGAUAAGUUAUAGUUCGGUUUAAUGCUUGUGCAAUUUGCAAGCUGGAAGUAACGUUGUUUACGUAAAAGGAAAGUCGCAUCAGUUGUGUCAAUCUGGAGACCAAGUCGGGCCGGU